CUUCAACCACAACGUAACACAGUUAUCCAAUUCACUAUCAAAACUGAUUAGCUAGACAUGUAAACAAUAUCACAGUGCAACUCGAACGCAAUAUGUAUUCAUUGGCGGGUCGAACAAUAUCACAAUCAAAAUCCAAGGAUCCAGUCCUGUAUCUGCUUGUAUCCAUCGCCAAUUGUAUCAUUUGCCUAGUACACCACGGAACCCUCACGUGCGCCCCUUUGAUCUAUCUUGCUCUUCAGGAAUGGUUCUCUGUGGAUCACCUACUUCUACUGUCUGUCUGUGGGCUGCACUAUGGGACAACAUAUAUUGGAUAUGCAAUUUGGCUACAGUUGUGUCACAUACUUCCUGCCAGAUACUUUACACCCCUGGGCUGCAUACUCCUUUCUGGUGGUCUCAUCUCCAGUGCAUAUGUACCCAACAUCUGGUGGACGUUCCUUACAUAUGGGACGGUAGCAGGAUUUGGUAACGCUCUGCUUCAAGUUCCGACAAACUUCAACAUGCUGCAAAACGAAGAUGUCGGCGAUGUACUCGGCCCCGUGCUUAAUACAAGUGGCUUCAUUGUGGGUGUUAUAGCCAUGCCAUUAGCCGUAGGGUACUUUAUACUGUACUACAACUACAGAGGCGGGAUGUUAAUGUUUGGAGGUGUAGCAUUGCAUGGGUUCAUUGCAGCCGUGAUCUAUUGGCCAUUGAGAGGAUAUCUUGCGCCAAUGAAACCUAAAGGUACCACCGGACAUGGAGAUGACACUGAUACCACUGAUGGUGGAGAUACUGACGGUGUAGAUAAGGUUGAUGGUAAUAACAAUGAGCAAGUUUUUGGAAAGUGUAUUGUGGAUUCGAAUUCAAGACGAACAAUAUGUAAUGCAACUCCAACGUCACCAUCGAAGCAUUCCCCUACACGAUCCUUACAUCAUGGUCCCCCAUCGCCCUCAAGACAUUCUCCUGCUCAGUCGUUGCAUGAUCGUACAUCGCCUUCGAAGCGUUCCUUUACACAACACGUAGAACAUAAUCCUACAUCUUCUUCGAAGAUUUCUCUUGGGCAACCUUUGGAAAAUGAUCCCGGAUCACCAAUUGAGCACCCCUGUAGUGUAAAACGGUUCAGUUCCAUUUCGAACCUUACACAAACAUCCAGAUCCACAAAUGAUGUCAUGCUGUCUUCAUUUGAUUCAGAUAUAGAGUUUAAUAGAAGUGUGAGUAUAUGUCCAAGCGAGCAACUGUCCUACAACCCUUUAAGAGGUAGUAAUCUUAGUGAAUUGGAUAAAAGUCUGUCAGAGAUUGAUUCAAGUGUGUGUACUGACGUAUCUUCUAAUUACAGAGCAUCCUUGGACGCAAUGUACUCAACAAGUAGAAAGUUACCCACGAAUUUACAUACAACCUUGGAGAAUAAACAUGGACACAUCCCGGAAAGUUUUAUCGGAAAUUCUGAACCAUCCAUCUUUGUAAAUGUCAAAUCAAAAUUAAAAAAUAUUUUGAAGAAACGCGAGUAUGUCGUCUCAUUGUCAAAAUCAGAGAUAUCCGACCAUGGCUGGGGCACGCAGCAAUGCUUUAACGAGCCUGAGAUAUUUGCAUCAAAAAGUGUCAAACAUAGAGGGAUAUCGACUCAUUCUGAAACACAAAGACAUGUCUCUUCUGAUCUUGCAAAGACAACCUUAAACAAAAGUUCUAAUCCAGGAAAGAGAGAUAUAGGGAUACACACAACACCACCACUUCCUAAGAUUGUAAUACUUGAAGCAACCCCAU
Molecule: messenger RNA, 1737 nt
Organism: Owenia fusiformis
Lineage: Eukaryota; Metazoa; Annelida; Polychaeta; Sabellida; Oweniidae
Source: the annotation of a GenBank genome assembly